This is a messenger RNA of Struthio camelus australis, 987 nucleotides long. NCBI's taxonomy places the organism in Eukaryota, Metazoa, Chordata, Aves, Struthioniformes, Struthionidae. The record is from RefSeq and is a predicted model, not a curated record.
AUGCGGCUUCAUCUUGAGAGUAAAACUCGUAUGUCAGUGUUAAGUGAUGUUUGUGUUUGUUUUCAGACUAAUCUUCCUAUCUUCAAGCUGAAAGAAUCUACAGUCAGAAGAAGAUACAGUGACUUUGAAUGGCUGAGGAACGAACUAGAAAGAGAAAGCAAGGUUGUGGUACCACCCCUACCAGGAAAAGCUCUUCUCCGUCAGCUCCCCUUUCGAGGAGAUGAUGGUAUAUUUGAUGACUCUUUCAUAGAGGAAAGGAAACAGGCUCUUGAGCAGUUCAUAAACAAGGUUGCAGGCCACCCACUGGCACAGAAUGAGCGCUGUCUUCACAUGUUCUUACAAGAUGAAGUAAUAGACAAAAACUACACACCAUCCAAAAUAAGACAUACUUGAGUUCUGAAGCCAUCUUCUCAAACAUGAGUGGUUCUUAUGCUUGAUUUUUAAGAGGUUGUAGUUUGUCUUAGCAUGCUGAGGAUAAACAGGCACAAAGCGUCCACUAACAUCAGUACACUGCUUGGUCUUUGCAUAUGCUUUAUAGCAUUAAAGAACUCACUUGUCUUAGCUGAAUCCUUCUGAAUCCUUGAUUUAAGAGUAUUAAAAUGAGACCAUCCACCCUUUACGAUGUCUCACAAACCUUUCCACUCUUAUUUGCAAUGACUUAACAAUGUUUACUGACUUGGCCUUACUUGAACUUGCACAGUUGUAGUGUCACGUGUUCACUUGUAUAUGACUAAACUGCUAUGCUGUUUCUGAGGUAGUCAUAUGUCUGAACUUCUGUAGAAAGACUGCUUUAUUUCAGAUACCCUGUAUGAGAAACACUUAUGCAAUUGUCUUCAUGCUUGUAAAACACUUUAUACUGAAGUAAUGAGGGAAUUAUCUUUAUAUUCUGUAAGAAGGGGGGGGGAAAUCAAAUUUAUAUACUAAAAUAACUUGUCUAAAGUUUUGAAAUAAAAGUGAAAAUGCACUUCAAAUGUUUGUCACUCUUGA